Microbotryum saponariae is the source of this 285-nucleotide messenger RNA. The record is from the annotation of a GenBank genome assembly. Lineage: Eukaryota; Fungi; Basidiomycota; Microbotryomycetes; Microbotryales; Microbotryaceae.
AUGCUGGUCGACUAUGCAAGCGAUGAGAGCGAUCAUGAACAACAAUCGUCGACGGCGCCGUUGAAGUCGCUCCCUUCGGUUUCGGUACAGAACAAGGACGACGACGACGACGAGGAAGCCACCGCGUUCGACCCCUCGGAUGCGUUCGGCCUCGCCCAGCUCGAUACUCAAACUGGGGGAGAAUCGACUACACGACCCAAAACAGUGACCACGGCUGCGAAUGCCGACACAGCGCCCCAGGUCUUCAUCACGGUAAGUAUCAAGGCAUGGCCGCAACGAACGUAG